Tuber aestivum (summer truffle) is the source of this 3886-nucleotide messenger RNA. The record is from the annotation of a GenBank genome assembly. NCBI's taxonomy places the organism in Eukaryota, Fungi, Ascomycota, Pezizomycetes, Pezizales, Tuberaceae.
GCCCACAACCGCACUUGUAUGACUCCGAACCGAUCAUAGCUGGCUGGUCGGCCGAUGCGUAUCGUGGUAGGUUAUAUCGGUGCUGGUAUUGCUCGAGCACAUGACUAUCCUGCCCUUCCAAUACCAAGUACGAGUAACGGGGCUGCCUCUUCCUCCACCUCAGGUAAACUACUGACGUGCGCAACCUUCAGCACAGUGCCCUCUCUGUCGCUUCCCGUUGUCGCUAUUGGUGCUGAUGCUGAUGCUGGCGCUCUUCUGCUCUCUUCCUUCCACCCCAGCCUAUCCCUUCCUCCUCCACCUCUCCAACGUACUCUCGAGGUGUUGGACUCUCUUCUGAAAUAUCCCCUCCCCUCCCCACACACGAUCCUCUGUACCCACCAUCCAAAUAUAGCGGAGCCCGUGAGAAGUCGGGUUCCUUUUGGGAGUGAGUGAGUGAGUGAGUGAGGAGCUCGGUUAUCCAGUUGCCUCCUUUUCAGCAGCACUCGGGAGCGGACUCGGGCUUGUCGGCACCAUGUUUAAUAGGAAAUUACAGCUCCCUCUGCUUAACGUCACCGAUGCCGACACUCUUGUUUUCAUCUCGCCAAACACAUCGCCCAACCCCCCCCAUCGGGUCUCCUCGAAGGCCCUCCUCGCGAGCGGAUCAACGGUUUUCAGGGAAUUGCUUGGGCCCACCUCUCAGCAUAGGGCUUUGAGGAAGAGGAAGCUGGUCAACAACCUUCCACAGGGAAUCAAAUAUGCUGUCGAUCUGAGCCCUCCGGAAGAGGGGCCAGAAGCCUUGGACGCUGUCCUAAAACUCUACUGCCCCAAGGUAGUUCUUGAAUGGCAAAGCGGCGUUCCCAACGGAGCAUACCUCGAGGAUGAUGACUACGGAUACCUGGGAGAACUAUUGCGGGUCAACGGGGAAGGGUGUGCCGCGGACUCGCACAACCACGGUACGUGGGAAACUGUGGAGGAGGAUAGCGAUUCCAUCUCGGGUCUUCAUCCCUCUGAGGUUAAUGUUGCAGGACGAGAAUUUGGAACUGAAGAUACAGGCAUAGAAUUGAUGAAGAACGAAUGCACUGAACCAGCUCCGCCAGCUGCCCAUUCCACAAGACGUCAUAGCGCGGCGAUUGAGAGGAUACUUCAUAUGAUUCAUGGAUUGGAUCCACAAUUGUGCACUACCCCUAUGUGGUAUACCGUGUGUAAGGUGGCGGUCUUGCUCAAUUGCGAGUCGGCUGUUGUUGAUCACGCUACGAGUUGGUUAUACUCCGACGGGAAAUUCAUAGGAAAAUAUCCAGAGAUUGUGAUGGAAAUCGCUAACGACCUUAAGAGUAAGGUCUUGUUCAAGGAUGCGUUUGCGCUUCUCGUCGGGAAAAUUCUCCGUACCGCUGAAUCGGAUUCUGAACAGGAUGCCCAUUGCUUCGACAGGAUCCCGGAAGCGGCUCUACCUUGGAAGCGUAGUAUUAUGCAUGCUUGUUGGUCUUUGAGGGAGCGCGCUCAGAUGGCCUAUCAUCAUCUCAUGUGUCCUCAUGAAUGGCUCCACAACCCUGAGUGGAUAUCUGAAUAUGCAAAAUUGGCCAGGGUUCUUUCGAUACCAAAUCUGGAUCACGAAGUUCACGAGGCGAGCAUCGCCCUACGGGAUGCAAUUACACACGCAAUCGUUAAUAGGCUGGCACCUGACCUUGGAGAUCCAUGCCUAUCCGGGGGCCUUCUGCGCUACGAUUCAUUUUUAUUCACGAGGCUGUUUUGGCAGCAGUUGGGCGAUCUCUCUGCUGAUUGUAUUUGGGAAAUGUUCGAUCAAAACGUUUUUGAUGCCCAACUUGCUUGGCAAAAGUGUGUUCAGAGAUACAACACGAGGAGGGUAAAAGGAAAACAUCUGCACUCUAGGCAAGUCGAGCCCCCCAAGAGAAUCCUCGAUGUGUUGGAGGUGCGAGGAGUGGCCAGCCGUGAUGAAACACCUAAAAUUGAGCCGUAAGUGUGCCACCUCAUCUUCUUACAUCGAGGCGGAACCCGGUUUUUAAUAGCUAGUGUCCUUGGUAUAGAUCUCGCGUCGGGGACUCUCAGCCUACCCCACCCCCGAGGAGGGUAGCCGGUGGUGAAGAGAGAUGCCCGGAUCGGCCCGACUCUCAAACACUGCCCGAUGAUUUCAAUGCCCUUGAUUUUCAACAAGACGAGGACAUACACCCUCCCAGCUACAAGCCAAGUAACGAGCCCCCGCCGAGUUAUGCACGCAUUGAUGAAACUAGUGAAGAUCUUGUGACGAAGAGCCCCCCACGAGGAAUGAGGAUUGAAAUUGCGAAUCCCAUUAAACGGAAGUCUAUGUCCGAAUAUUCAUGGGAUGAUGAUGUGGCAGAGGGAGUUGCUUCAGGUGGGGAGCCUAGCUCUGCUACUCCACGAGUUGGAAAUAGCAGUAAGCGCAGGUGCUCUCUGGAGAAAUGCGAGGAUGAAAAAGCAUCAGUGUACUCAGUAUCUACUGUUGCCCGAAAUGAAGAUUCUGGUGAACCGGAGGUUUUCCGUAUAUCUGGUGUCCAUGAAGCAAUCGACCAUCAGGCAACGCCACUGGAUUCUGAUAGAAAAGGGAAAGGAAAGGCUGUUGAUCUUGGCCAAGUUCAAGGGUCGCUCGUAGCGGAGGAACCCCAAGGCUCUAGUCUUCGGGUUCUUCCCGGCCCCACGGGAGCGACGGCGGAAGAUGACUUGGAUAUAUGGUCAAGGCUGUGGGCGAAGGAGGUUGAAGGUUCGCAUGAUUCGUUUCUGGGUCCCCCAUGGGAUGGACGUGAACUGUUCCGAGCAUUCUGCGGAUUCAGUAGCAGUGGCAAUCCUGAAUCAAGUAGCGUGGCAGGCGCUGGAGCCCAUGCUACUCUAGAUUAUGCCUUAUACGACCGCACCACCAGUCAGGACCCAGAUCGCGCCCAAGAUUAUAACCAGGAUUACAAUUCGUUCGCCGAUCUAGACAUGAAAGGGUAUCUAGGGACCCGGGGAUCUGGGCAAAACAUGGACCAGGGAUUGCCCCCGCAGGACUCGCCCAAAAUUUCCAGCUCACAAUGCAUCACCCUUGAGACGAUAUGGAAACAGUCUUUGAGUUAUUUGCAUAUAAUCAGCUCACCGUUCACCGAGAUACCCACCAUGUACGACCCGACCAGCUGGCCCGAUGACGGCGCACUACUCUGUCUCUCCGAUGCGGAAUGGAAAUUUUUGCCAUUGUGGGCGGACGGUCUGGACGACGGCACCGGCGGAGUUUUCGGCGACCCACAGCCCGAACUAGUCCCUCAGUCCCCGCCGGAGGACUGCGGCGAAGGGACGGAGGUUGAGAGCCUCGCAGGAAGCAAUUACUCAGAUUGUCUACUUGACAUGGUGAGCGUGGCUAGCUUCGAGGCAAGGGUGUUUUCGGAAGACGAGGAUGAGGAUACGGAUGGUUUCAUGUCCACCAGUACAGCGGAGGACGAGGACGAGGACGAGGAAUGGGAUGAAGACUCGGACGGUAUGGAAGAUCUCGGAUGGGAAGAGUGUUUUUGACGGCUUUUCGCAGGAGUGGGAGGGUUUCAGGCGUGAGAUGUGAUUCGGCACGGUGCUCGCAGCGGUGGAGGCAAAUUGUGGAGGUCUUGUCGGGCUUUUGUGACGAAUACUUUUCAACUCGUUGUUUUCUACCCGGAUUAUUUUUAAAAUUUGCUUUUUUCCCUCUUCUCCUUUACUUUUUACUGACUCGGUGUUUCUACUCCAUUUCCUUUGAUCCACUCAUUCAUUCACUCCUUUUGUCGAAUGCCUUCCCCCCCCCUUUUUUUUCCGCCAUCUAUGGCUAUUAGCACCCGCGACUGUAGUGGGCAAUAUAUCGGGUCCGGGGGGGAGAAAUCUGCGCAGGAAAAUUUGAUAUUAUGAUGCAUGACUUCAGGAAUUCAAGUUCCUUUUGCCC